UGUCAAUUUGUGUCUUUUACAGACAAAUAUCACUGUCCUGUAACAUUCAAAGUCUUCAAUAACAACUCACACAUUGUUGCUGUCAAAACAACUGGAAAUGUCUUCUCAUAUGAUGCAGUGGAACAGUUAAAUCUAAAAGCAAAGAACUUCAAAGAUCUCCUCACCGAUGAACCAUUUACACGUAAAGACAUAAUAACUAUACAGGAUCCAACAAGUCUUGACAAGUUUAACCUGGCAAAUUUCCACCAUCUAAAAAACAACUUGAAAGUGGUGAAUGAAGAGGAAGAGAAAGCAAAGAAGGAUCCAAAGUAUUAUUUGAACAGAGCCAACAAAGACACACUUGGCAUUCUUAGUGAGCUGGAAAGAACGUACAAAGAACCUGUAAGUAAACUUUACUUUAUCUGUCAUUCUCUAUUGGAGUUUUAUCGUUGUGUCUGUUUUGCCAGGUUAGUUGGUGGGCUUGAAACACUUAGCGCUAUGGAAAAAGUCGAAACCGACGAAAAAGAUCGACCUAAGGAAACGAUCAAGUUGAUCAAGGCUGUGGUGUUCGUGAAUCCUUUUGAUGAAGUGGACGCCGUUCUUAAAGAAGAACGCGAGAAAAAGGAAGAAGAGGAAAAGCGACAGGAAGAAGCCGCCAGGAAAAAGAAAGCAGCUGCUACACCAGCAGAAGCACCCAAGGUUUACCGCUUAGGAGUUGGAAAAUAUAUUCCACAGAAACCAGCAUCCAGGGAUGCCGAUACUGCUGACCUCACACCGCAGCCAACAAAAAAGAAAAUAAAAACUUCUGGUGGGUUUAAAGAUUUCAGCUCGUGGUGACAAACAAACAGGGGGACUGUGAAUUUCCAUAGAAAAAGCCCAGGACAGGCUUCUAAUCGAGAGAGCGUGAGAUUGAAUGAAUGGCGGCGACGGGCCUUACAGUAAGAUAAAUCUCAUUGUUGAGACCUAAUGCCUGGAGGCGAGAGAAUUGUUCGCCAUGACCACAGCGCAGUCAGUCUAUAAACCGAGACUGGAAAUCACAUCUGAUAUCUCUUGCCGUACGUGACAUUGGAGAAGAUGGAUAAAGCUUGAUCAUUAUAGAGCACUCUCUAAACAGAGAAAAGCCCGGUUGGCUCCAGGAAGAACCCAACAAGAUUACACGCACUCGUUCAAAGCUCACACCUGUGUUUCCCACGGAGGCCGAGAAAAUGGCGCUGAGAGAAGAAACGCUGUUCAGUCAUGGCAAAUUAUCAUCAGGUUCUAUUGUCCAAUCAUAAGAUCGGACGCCUUCGUGCGCUAACAUAUUGCAGAAGUGUAGCAGCACUCGUAAGCCUGUAGUUCUGUUUGUGCGAGCAAGAAAAACAUUGUCAGUGUUAUCUGCCUUGACGAUAGUCCAUUAUUUUCUUUUAAAAGCAGUCAUGACCAGCUAUAAUGUAAUUUAUGUCAAGACAUCGUUCUGACAUGAUUUUCCGUUGGUGAAGGUCGUACCAGGUACCUGAAGUAUUUUGGCAAAAUAGAGGCACCGUGCACUAGAUGUAGCAAUUAAUUCAGCAUAGCGCUUGCUCAGGUUUGUAGUCACAAACAACUUUCGCUGCUCUUCAUAUUUCGUGAUCAAGCGGCUAAAAUCUAACGUUGAAUUUGUCACGCGCUUGUAACGCCAUAAAUAAUGAAUUGGCAUUAUGCUAAUUCAUGUCAUGACAAUUAAAUGUAGAAAUGACAUCAACUCGGAAAAAAAAUUGUUUCUAUAGAUAUUACGAUCAUUGACAUGUCAAGUUGUUUUGUAAUUCUAUGUUUUUUUUUUUACUCCGAAACUAUGCGAAGGAAAGGAUACUAAAAUUGCCUGUCGUUAUAGGUACGCACAAACCUUUUACUGAAGUAAAUACACUUGCAUAUGAUCAACUUUGAAAAAAUGCAUUUUAUGAGUGCGAUUCAUUUGUAAUUGUUAAAUCAUUUCCCCAAUUGAAACUAAGGGAAAUGUUGCGUGCAGAACUCUAUUCUUUUCUUUUGUUGCGUUUCUCGCAUCACGCCGAAAAUCACGAGGUAACACGAAACAACACGAACGCGAGCACGAAUUAUGUCGGGAGCAAUUUUUAUGACGAAAUCUCUUGCUCUUUUAGUGUUGUUUUUCUCUGGUUUAGUUUAAGUAUAGAAUAAUUGUAUUCCAGUCGUUGAAUUUUAAGAAUGCUGUGUUGAAAUAGA
Molecule: messenger RNA, 2175 nt
Organism: Orbicella faveolata
Lineage: Eukaryota; Metazoa; Cnidaria; Anthozoa; Scleractinia; Merulinidae
Product: RING-type E3 ubiquitin-protein ligase PPIL2-like
Biological process (GO): protein polyubiquitination; protein folding; protein peptidyl-prolyl isomerization
Cellular component (GO): catalytic step 2 spliceosome
Molecular function (GO): ubiquitin protein ligase activity; peptidyl-prolyl cis-trans isomerase activity
Source: RefSeq, a predicted model, not a curated record